Molecule: messenger RNA, 12024 nt
Organism: Mercenaria mercenaria
Lineage: Eukaryota; Metazoa; Mollusca; Bivalvia; Venerida; Veneridae
Product: serine/threonine-protein kinase WNK1-like
Exons: 20
Coding region: 650-8065 (2471 amino acids)
Biological process (GO): positive regulation of potassium ion import across plasma membrane; positive regulation of sodium ion transmembrane transporter activity; protein phosphorylation
Cellular component (GO): cytoplasm
Molecular function (GO): chloride channel inhibitor activity; ATP binding; protein serine/threonine kinase activity
Source: RefSeq, a predicted model, not a curated record
UAUGUCUUUCCUACCAAUAAAUUUUACACUAUUUUAGAGUCUUAUAUUGCCCCCAUAUUCGAUAUUAUUCCGCAUACUUGCACUAAUUUCAUUAACGCUUGAUAGUAAAAUUUGUGUAUUGAAUAGCCGAGGAAAAGAAUGGAAUAACUGUUGGAAUAAAUGCCAUUCUAUUUUAAGGACAGUUUCCAUUUGGCGACAGUGUUUAGCUGAUAAACUUGUAAUUUUAAGAACUUGCUAUAUUCACAUGAUUUUAUGGAAUAUGUCACCAAGUUUUCAGUUCGAUAUGACAUGAUAAGUCGUCGUGUUAUUGAUUGAAGAUGAAUGUCUUAGGACACAUACAACAUAUUGAAGUAUUUUUCAAACAGAAAAUAAAUGAUCAAUACAUAUUAUUGAGUUGUUGGUAAUCACAUAAAAAAAUACGUUUCUUCCUUUCUUGUUUGUGUUUUACAAGUUUCUUCUAGUUUCAACUGGAUAUUUUACACUUUAACAGUUUAAGGUCAAUAUUGUACUUAUUUUCCAAGAUGAGAACAGCCCAUAAAUGUAGGAGAGAGUAUGGAGUGCAUUGUUUUAUUAAUCUGUAGGUUUGUUUGCCUGAAAAAGAACGGGUGACUAACCUUUCUUAGCAGACUUGUCAGUGUAAGCUUAAAGAAUGAGCAAGCAUUCUUCAGCCACUCCACCAUCGUUAAAUGGAGAUGUUGUUCAUAAAGACAAAAAGGAGGAGAUGGCUGAUUCACCAAAAUUACAACAGAGAGGCCACAAGUCUAAAGGGAAGCGAACAUCAGUAGAAAUGGGUCAGAGGUCAAGUCAUCGACAAAACACGACUCACAGACCUGAAAGAUCAUCACAUUCACCGGAAAGUAGUGUUAUUAGAACUAAUAUAGCUAAUUCUAGGUUUAAGAUUUCAAAAGUUGUUAGUGGACGUGAUAGGCGUAGCAUAUCAGAAAAUACACCCCUCAAGGUACAUGUAGAUGGAAAGGACAAGUUAUCAGGAAAGAAAAAUUCACACUGUUUACCUAGUCGAAUUCCAGUUGGUUCUGGAGGUUCUGAUAAGAAUGAACGUGCAAUAGAGAUUAGUAAGCGGAUAAGGUCUUACAGUCUUCCAGCUGAAACUUUGGAGGAGGAUUCAGAUCAAGCAGAGACUAGAAAGUUGGAUAAUAAUCUAGAAGAAAUGAAAAAAGAUGGUCAGUCUUGGACAGCACUGCCUUUAAAGGAAUCAGAUGGGACUGAACCAGUUGUGAAUCAGCUUUCAGUAAAUCCUAAUCAGAUUGAGAAUAGUGUUUCCAGUGAUCAAAAACCAGAAAAAUGUGAUAAAAUAAAUACUGAUUCAAGUAAAGAAAGAUCAGACAUUAAAGCCAAAAAUAAAUUGAAAAAGUCUGUUACCAUUGAUGACACGACCACUGUAGUUGAAAUUAGAGACAGUGAUUCAGCUAUUAUUGGUUCAGUGUCUGAAAUUAAGUUGAUCAAAUCAGAUAAUGACCCUAGUUCUGAAAUAGAAAAUAAAGAUUGUAGUACUACUAAAACAGAUUCUGGUAUUGGAUCCCAAACUUUAGAAGUUGAAAAUAAAAAGGAAGUCCCUGAUCAUGCGGAUAAUUUUGUGAAAACUGGUCCCCCUAAAGAAGAGAAGAAAAAGGAGGAAAAAUCAUCAGUUGAAAAGAAAGAUGGUGAAAGUAGUGAAAAGAAAGAAAAUGAGGAUGAUAAAAAAGAUGCUAAUGCUGAAAAGAAAGAUGAAGUAGAGGAGAAGGCAGUGGCCCAAUCAGAAAAUGGAAGAUUCUUCAAAUUUGAUAUUGAAAUAGGAAGAGGAUCUUUUAAAACAGUGUACAAAGGUCUGGAUACAGACACAGGUGUAGCUGUUGCUUGGUGUGAGCUGCAGGACAAGAAAUGGAAUAAAAGUGAGAGGCAGCGAUUUCGUGAGGAAGCAGAGAUGUUGAAAGAGUUGCAGCACCCUAACAUUGUCAGAUUUUAUGACUCUUUUGAACAAGUAAAUGCCAGAGGACGCAAAGUAAUCAUCCUAGUUACUGAACUCAUGACAUCUGGAACUUUAAAAACAUAUAUCAAGAGGUUCAAGAAGAUAAACAUGAAAGUUUUGAAGAACUGGUGUCGCCAGAUACUGAAAGGCCUGUUGUACCUUCAUACACGAACUCCUUCAGUGAUACAUCGAGACUUGAAGUGUGACAACAUUUUCAUCACAGGCACAACAGGCUCUGUUAAGAUUGGUGACCUGGGCUUGGCAACGUUGAAGAACAAAUCAUUUGCCAAGAGUGUUAUUGGUACUCCGGAGUUCAUGGCCCCUGAAAUGUAUGAGGAGCACUACGAUGAGUCUGUGGAUGUGUAUGCUUUCGGCAUGUGCAUGUUGGAAAUGGCCACUUCUGAGUAUCCAUACAAGGAAUGUACAAACGCUGCUCAGAUUUACAAAAAAGUCACUAGUGGUGUUUUACCAGAAGCGUUUGCAAAGGUAGAUAAUCCAGAAAUCAAGGAGAUAAUAGAAGGUUGUAUUAGAAACAAAAAAGGACAAAGGUAUGUAGUAAAAGAGUUGCUGCAGAAUGAUUUCUUCCUGGAGGAUACAGGUUUGAAGGUAGAACUUGUGGGCACUGAGGGAGACGAACAGUCAAACACAAUACAGCUAAGACUGCGAGUAGUUGAUCCAAAGAAAAGAAAAGACAAACACAAGGAGAAUGAAGCAAUUCAGUUUGACUUUGAUAUGGAUAAUGAUGCUCCAGAAAAUGUUGCUCAAGAAAUGGUUAAGUCUGGUUUCCUACAAGAAGAAGAUGUGCGGAUUGUUAACAAACAGAUAAAAGACAGAAUUACACAGGUGAAGAGAGAGCGAGAACGUAAAGCAGCUGAGAGCCAAACAAAGCAGACAGAAGGCGAGGGUAUGACAGCAAGUUCCAGUGUGAGUGACUCGUCACAAACUGCCGCAACCUGUAACCAGCCAGGAGGUCAACAGGAACAAUCUAGAGAUGCUACACAAUCCAGUUCUACAAGUCUACAACAGCAACAACAACAGAUGGGAGCUAGUCAGCAGUCACAAUCUUCCCAGCAGUCAUAUACAGGAAAACAACAGUCUCAACAGAUAUACAGUCAACAUCAGUCAGCUGGUACACAACAACAACAGACUGGCCAGAUGUUUAAUCAGCAUCAGUCUGGUGGUCCACAACAGCAGCCUGUACAGAUGUACAGUCAGCAUCAGUCAGCAGGCCAGCAACAACAACAGCAGCAACAACAGGCUGCUCAGAUGUAUGGUCAACAACAACAGUCGACCAGUUCUCAACCACAGAUGGUAUACCAACAGCAGGCAGGCAAUUACCAGCAGUUCAAACAACCAGUUUACCCAACUCAACAAGGCUCUCAACAACAGCAGCAAUCAUUCCAGAUUGGCCAGCAGCAGGGAGGGUAUACAGGUCAACAGCAAGCAGGAUUCCAGCAGAACUACCCUCAAGGUUCACAAGGUCAGUCCCAAGCACAAGGUGGUCAGAGUUACCAGGGCGGCCAAGGACAACAAGCAGGCUUUACAGCACAACAAUCACAGUCAUCAGUCAUAAAAGAUAAACAAGAGGAGCAGCAGAAGCAUCAGAUUCUAUCUGAUGAUCAAAAAACUGAGCUGCCAGAUACGGGGUCAGGUCAGCAGACUACAAAACAACCUGAACAGAUUGGGGCUGGGUCGGCAGCAGGAAGCAAUGUAGCAACACCAGAGCCUCUUCAACAAGCACAGGCACAGUCUGACAUUAAAGCAUCCCCAAGCAAAUCUAAAAAAAUGUCUAGAAGCACCUCGGCACAAAGCAGGUUACACCAGAAGGCUGCUGGUUUGGGGCACCUCGAUAUAGCAUCAGCCCAACAGUUACAGCCUGGUGCAGCACUAAGUGCUCCACCGAUGGGAAAUGAAGGGACGAUGGUCAGCAGUCAGUCGUUGACGUACCUUGAUGAUUCUCAGGCUAAUAGGGAAAGUGAAAGUGAAAGCACAAUUGGUCGUGGAGAAGAUGUGAAGAGGAGAAAAACACGAACAAAGCGUCGGAAGACAGUAGACAGAUCACCAUGCUUGACGGUUCUCAGCUUUGAGGAUGAUGAAGUGGAAUGCCUUCUUGAACUUCCCAACAGAAAUGCAGUCACUUUCAAGUUUGAUCUUGAAGGAGACAAACCUGAUGAAAUUGCUGAAAGUCUAGUUGAACAUGACCUUUUGCACACAGUACAAUCACGGCCAGUAGUGAAAUUGCUGGAGAAGGCUAUAUCCCUGGUGAAGGAGGAUCCCGCAUCAGCUAUGGCAGUUACAUUAUCUAUGAUGGAAACACCUACAUCAAGUCCUACUUCGCAUAGAAAAGCAAUGGGCACACUUCUUGAGGGAGGAAAAGAUGCACCAAAGAAGUUGCAGUAUGAUAGUGAUACAUCAGAGAAAGUGCAGUCAGGAGGGGAAGAAGCAGAACCAAAAAUUGCAAUAAAAACUAGACACUCCAGUGGUGAAAAUAACCAGGAGCCUGCCAGAGUUGUUGAGAGCAAGAGACGUAGUUUCAUUGUUAGUCGUGUGGUAGAACACAGUGUGAUAGCUGACAAGAUACAGGAGGAUGAGACAGAAAGUGUUCAUUUGGAGUCUGUUCUAUCCCCAGAAAACACACGGAGUACGGCAACAUCAGGAUGUAACACAUUAAUACAUGCACAGUCUCAGCAGUCAGAUAUUGAUGUUGCUGGUGUUUCAGAUUCUGAUAGAUCCUUGAAGUCAAUAGGAAAGGCCAAAGUUCCUGUAAAUAUUAAUGACUUAAGUGACAAGUUAGAAAAAUUGACAGGUGGAACUAUUAGUGGAAAAAUUGGUGGGCUAGAACUAUCAGCUUUAGGGACAAAUGUUCAGCAGUUACCACAUUCUGCAGACAGUCAUAGCCCUGCUCCAUCAGAAGAGAGCUUACCUUUACAACACCAGACAAAUGUUGAGGUGCCCCCACAAGACCAGACAAUAGGACAGAAACAAACACAACAGUCACAGACUAUAGACAAGGCUCCUGCACCAGCUCAGCUGCAACAGCAGACAUCGGCUGCUGCUAGCCCACAGCAGACACAACAAGGAGUGAGCCAGCCUCAGCAGCUUCCUCCACAGUCUUCCCAACCAGUUCAGCAGCAGCAGCAGUCAGCACCCCUGCUGCCACAAAUUCACCAGCAAGGACAGCUACAACAAGUGCAUCCAUCAGUCCAGCAAAACCAGCUACUACAAGGUCAACCAUCAAGCCAGCAAGGACAGAUUCCACAAGGGCAUCCUUCAGUCCAGCAAGGUCAGCUACCACAAGGCCAACCAUCAAGCCAGCAAGGUCAGCUGCCACAAGGGCAUCCAUCAAGCCAGCAAGGUCAGCUACCACAAGGGCAUCCACCAAGCCAGCAAAGUCAGCUACCACAAGCCCAUCCAUCAAGCCAGCAAGGUCAGCUACCACAAGCUCAUCCAUCAAGUCAGCAAGGCCAGCUACCACAAGGGCACACAUCAAGCCAGCAAGGCCAGCAGAUGCCAAAUAUACCACAUCCUGUACAACAGCAGCCCCAGACCCAGCAACAAGGACAUGCAAUCCCAGUGCAUACCCAGGGAUCACAAGAUAUCCCAAAUCCUACAAUAGCUGCUGGUGCCUAUCAACCAGGAAUGUCAUAUGUUCCAGUUAUGCAACCGUUUGGAUUCCAACAUCAGCAUGGACAAGGCUCGGUUCAGAUGUACCCAGAUCCUAUGCACUAUAUGAAUCUGCAGUUUAGUAAUUACCAAAACCAGAUGGUUCCAUAUGUUAUGGUUAAUGUACAACAACAACAUCAGAUUGCACCAAUGCUUGUACCAGCUAAUAUGAUAAUGCAAAACCAGAUGCAGUACAUUAAUCCCCAGUCUAGCAUUCACCUACAGCAUACACAACAGGAAAGUCAUGGUGGAGAAUCACAGGCAACUACUCCACCAGGUACCCCACCGCAGUCACGUAAACAACAUAGUAUAGAUACACAGAGUGAGCCAGGGGCUCCUUUAUCAGAGGCACAGUCCCCAGCUGCUCCAAGAAGUAAUUACAGUCUGGCUAGCCUUGAACAAGACUUGAUUAAAAAGCUCCAUGGUAACAGAAAAGAUAUUCCUCUUAGCUCAAGUGCAGCGGUGUUAAGUGAAUGUUUCUCGCAGAGUUCAACUGAUGUAAGAUUACAAGAAGAUAGACCAUUGUGGACUCAGUCUUCUGAAAGUAUACAUAGUAGUUACUGUGAACCUACAGAUCAAAUUCUUCCUAAAGUAGAUGAAAUUAAAGGUCCGGAAGAGAUUACUGAGCCAGCUGAAUUUGAAACAAAAUCUGAAAAUGAAAGGAAAACAGGAGUUGUGCAAGAAAAGAUUGUCACAAAGAAACUUAGGUUUCAAGUUUCACGUGUUGAAAAUGAUCCUUUACAAGAGACUAGUUCUAGUAAUUUAGAAAAUCAAGGGAAUGAUCAAAUUGUCACUAGUGAGACAAAUGAACAAACAGACUUGAGCAAAUCUAAAAGUGAUACAGAAACAACGAAUGUAAGUAAUGACAAAACAGAAAACACUGUAAAUAAAUCUGCUAAGGUACUGGGAAGAUUCUCUGUAACAAAAGUGAUGGCUCAACCAGAUACAGAUUUAAAUGCAACAGACAGUGUUUCUGAAAAUAAAGACAUGGUAAAUGCUGCAGCAGAUAAAAAGAUGAGUGUUGAUGAGUUUGACGGGGCAUCUAAAGAUGAUAAGCUUACCAAGGCAAUAGGUCAUCAGACAGAUGAAAACGAGAUGUUGGAUGCUGCUGAAGAACAGUCUGAGCAGACUUCAGCUGACGUCAUUCAUAAUCAAGGUCUCUCUGUAAGUAGAUUGCAUGAUUUACCUUAUCGUAAGAAGAGCAUGUCCUUCUUUGAGGGCAAUGACUCACCAGUGUUGUCUAAUAACACUUGUGAUAGUUUUUACAACACCCACUUGGAUAGGUUCCAGAUCGUCAGUCGUCGUCGGACCAAAUCCCUUGGUUCUCUCCCAAUGAAAGGUCGCCUCUCAUUAAGCAGUCAAUCAAUAUCCAUGCAGACCCAGUGCACACAGUAUGGUGAUGGAGAGACUCCAUCACCCUCCCCCUCACCAGUAGAUGUUCAUCGUGACUUUCCCAAUGUAGUAUUUGAUCUGUUGUCUAGUAGAGAUGAUGGUGACUCAACUUGUAGUAGCUCUGAAAGCAGAGAUGGCAGAGAGUCUGGUAUCGACUCAGAACCCAGAGAGCAGCUUAUCCAUCGCCCACCAUUGCAGAGACAGCGUAGAAAGGACAGUGAUAGCCAGCAGCAGGAACUGUUGAAACUGUCACAGGAUACCGAGUACCAGCAAAUGCUAAUCAGACAAUCAAAGGAAAGAGAGAGUCUUCAGAAACGCCAUCAGUCUGAGCUGGAAGAUUUCCUUCAUGAGAAAGGCAUCAGCAUCCCCGCCUCACCACUUAUAACUACAGCAACGGGCAACCUGUCUACUGCUCCAAUACUGAGUCCUCUAAACAUGAGCAGUAUUCCUAACCCACCACCUCUGCCAGCAUCGCUGAUGUCUAUACAUAUGAGAGACAAUUUCCCAAUAUUCUCUAUGGCUCAAAGACGGCCAAACAAAGGUUCGGCUGGAUCAUUCAAUGAAGAACUAUUUAAAUGUGUAGAAAAUUUUACAGCACGUCACCAAGGAUCAUACGGAUCUCCCGCCGCUGCAUCUGAUAUAGCUAGUCGCAAAUCUGAGACGGCCUAUACCGAGACUGUAGACCACCGAAGCAGUAGUCCUAGAAUGUCGUACACUACUGUAGAGAGUGGUCAGGGUGGCGAGACUACUCAAGCAGAUGCUCAGCCUUCUAGCCAACCACCAACUACGCCCCUACUGCAAGAAAACAUGAUUUCAAAUGCACAGUUCUCGCUUCUUCCAAGCCAAGUGUACAAUCUGCAAUUCCCGGGAUCAAGUAUUUCGCCAUUUGUUACGAUGCCCUCUGGAUACGCCGGGGCUCAGUUUGUAGAAGCAGGUCUUCUACCAAUGUCAAACUCUUACACGCCAGUGGUACCAGUAGCAACAAUUGCUCAGUCCGGUUCCACAGAAUCUGUUUCCAAUACACCUGCAAAAAGCCAGUCUUGAGUGACUUACUUCAAAUGAACAUAGAAUUAUAUAUAGCACUACAAGUCUUUCAUACUAGGUUAACUAGUAAUUAAAAGUAUUCAGACAGUAGAUGUAGAUGCAAACAUAAUGCAAGAAAAAUAGAUUGAAGGAAUGAAAAGUGAAAGUUUGUGAUUGGUCAAAAUUUAAUGGAGUGAGUGAUCUGUAAAAAAAGAGAUUAGUUUUUUGUGGGAACUCUGUUUCAUUGAAGAGCAAUCACCCUUAGAUUAGCAAUAUAUACCUGGAGUAAUCCAAAGAAGAGGGGUUUAAUCCUGAAAUCAAGAGUAUGGUGAAUUGUGUCAAAUGCAAAGUGAACAGCGAUUUUAAUUUGUAUACUAUUCUUUGGUAUCAGGUUGAUCUGAGCUUGUUGAAAGCAUAAGUAAUUUGCUUUCUUGUUUGCAUUUUGAUUAUCAAGUGAAGGGAAUUGAAAGAUAUUUAAUGUACAUGUAUAAAUAUAUGUGGUUAAGUGCGAUGUGAUUAUUAUGGAUUCAUUAAAUACCUAUCUCUUAGUGCCAUUUCAGAAAAUUACCAUUGGUUUAGGAAACAUGCUGUUCAGAUAAAUAGGCUGAACCCCUUGAACGUUUAAUGUUCCAAAAAUAUGUAUGUCUUAAUGCUUCACCAGUGCUUGAAUCAGUCUUGUAAAUUUUGAUUAACCUUUAGCCUGCUGAGGGCAAGUGAUUCAGCUUUUGCGAUCAGUUCUGACCAAGAUCCAUGCAGGCUGAUCAUGAUCUGCACUGUUCACUUUUCAGUGAACACCCCAUUUUAGAAAUAUUGCAGGGUAAAGGUUAAAUAAUUGGUCAUCAUGUAAAGCUUUUUCCCAGCAGUAUCUACAAACCACACUUUCUAAGCAAUUUUUUUUUUUUUUUUUUGAAGUAGUAAGAUAAUUAUAUAAUAGCCUUUUUAGGCUCAAGUUAUUUGAAAGUUUGUUUAUGGCCACAGCAUAAUUCCUGCAAGCUUCUGUACUGUGUCGAGAAAAUUACUUCAUACAUUGUGUUAUAUUUCUUUCUUUUCUCUUUUUUACUGAGUCGAGAAAAUUACUUCAUACAUUGUGUUAUAUUUCUUUCUUUUCUCUUUUUUAGCUCACCUGUCACAAAGUGACAAGGUGAGCUUUUGUGAUUGCGCGGUGUCCAUCGUCCGUGCGUGCGUGCGUGCGUCCGUAAACUUUUGCUUGUGACCACUCUAGAGGUCACAUUUUUCAUUGGAUCUUUAUGAAAGUUGGUCAGAAUGUUCAUCUUGAUAAUAUUUAGGUCAAGUUCGAAACUGGGUCACAUGCCUUCAAAAACUAGGUCAGUAGUUCUAAAAAUAGAAAAACCUUGUGACCUCUCUAGAGGCUAUAUAUUUCAAAAGAUCUUCAUGAAAAUUGGUCAGAAUGUUCACCUUGAUGAUACCUAGGUCAAGUUCGAAACUGGGUCACUUGCCAUCAAAAACUAGGUCAGUAGGUCUAAAAAUAGAAAAACCUUGUGACCUCUCUAGAGGCCAAAUAUUUCACAAGAUCUUCAUGAAAAUUGGUCAGAACGUUCACCUUGAUGAUAUCUAGGCCAAGUUUGAAACUGGGUCAUGUGCCGACAAAAACUAGGUCAGUAGGUCAAAUAAUAGAAAAACCUUGUGACCUCUCUAAAGGCCAUAUUUUUCAUGGGAUCUGUAUGAAAGUUGGUCUGAAUGUUCCUCUUGAUGUUAUCUAGGUCAAGUUCGAAACUGGGUCACGUGAGGUCAAAAACUAGGUCAGUAGGUCUAAAAAUAGAAAAACCUUGUGACCUCUCUAGAGGCCAUAUAUUUCAUGAGAUCUUCAUAAAAAUUGGUCAGAAUGUUCACCUUGAUGAUAUCUAGGUCAAGUUCAAAAGUGGGUCAUAUGCCUUCAAAAACUAGGUCAGUAGGUCAAAUAAUAGAAAAAACCUUGUGACCUCUCUAGAGGCCAUAUUUUUCAUGGGAUCUGUAUGAAAGUUGGUCUGAAUGUUCAUCUUGAUGAUAUCUAGGUCAAGUUCGAAAGUGGAUCAUGUGCCAUCAAAAACUAGGUCAGUAGGUCAAAUAAUAGAAAAACCUUGUGACCUCUCUAAAGGCCAUAUUUUUCAUGGGAUCUGUAUGAAAAUUGGUCUGAAUGUUCAUCUUGUUGAUAUCUAGGUCAAGUUUGAAAUAGGGUCAUGUGCAGACAAAAAAUAGGUCAGCAGGUCUAAAAAUAGAAAAACCUUGUGACCUCUCUAGAGGCCAUACUUGUGAAUGGAUCUCCAUUAAAAUUGGUCAGAAUAUUCACCUUGAUGAUAUCUAGGUCAGGUUUGAAACUGGGUCACAUGCCUUAAAAAACUAGGUCAGUAGGUCAAAUAAUAAAAAACCUUGUGACCUCUCUAGAGGCCAUACUUUUCAUGGGAUCUGUAUGAAAGUUGGUCUGAAUGUUCAUGAUGAUAUCUAGGUCAAGUUUGAAACUGGGUCAUCUGCAGUCAAAAACUAGGUCAGUAGGUCUAAAAUUAUUAAAAUCUUUUGACCACUCUAGAGGCCAUAUUUUUCAAUGGAUCUUCAUGAAAAUUGAUCUGAAUGUUCACCUUGAUGAUAUCUAGGUCAGUUUCGAAACUGGUUCACGUGCGGUCAAAAACUAGGCCAGUAGGUAUAAAAAUAGAAAAACCUUGUGACCUCUCUAGAGGCCAUAUUUUUCAUGAGAUCUUCAUGAAAGUUAGUGAGAAUGUUCACCUUGAUGAUAUCUAGGUAAAGUUCAAAACAGGGUCACGUUUCUUCGAAAACUAGGUCAAUAGGUCAAAUAAUAGAAAAACCUUAUGGCCUUUGUAGAGACCAUAUUUUUCAAUGGAUCUUCAUGAAAAUUGGUCAGAAUUUUUAUCUUGAUAAUAUCUAGGUCAAGUUCAAAACUGGGUCACAUGAGCUUAAAAACUAGGUCACUAUGUCAAAUAAUGACGUCAUACUCAAAACUGGGUCAUGUUGGAAGAGGUGAGCGAUUCAGGACCAUCAUGGUCCUCUUGUUUUCAGGCCCCAAAGAGGUUAUUGUGUUAUAUUUCUAGGAAAAAGGAAUUUUUGAUUGGUGUGUUUCUUAAAAGAAGAUAUUUUGUCAAUAACUAUGUUUCAGACAAUGUUUAUUUGUAAAUUUGUAUUUCAACAAAAUAGAUAUUUUUGUAAUUUAAGGUUUGGUCUUAUGACAAUAGCAGACAACAACAGUUAUUAUCUAAACAUGUAAGUAAUCAGUAUGAAUUACAAUGAUACUCUGUAAAGUCAAAUAUUUGCUGUCAAAAUCUUUCAAAGUAAGUUUUUGACUGUAUUUGCAGUGUUAAAUAUUUGUAAAAGGGGUAUUUGCUAUGAAAUGGAAGUAAAUCUGUUAAGAGUUUUUGUGAUAGUUCCGACCUUUUUGCAAAAUUCUCUGGAUUUCCCGUAGUAAGAUGCAGAUUUGUUUAGAAUUACCAGAAUCAGAUAUAGAAAAAUUUAAAGGUGGUAAAUCUUAUUUUGGUAAAAUAAUGGACUUGUUUGAAACUUACUAACAUUUCAUCAUUUACAGUUAUUUAUGUUCACAGAGUGCCGUUAGAUUUUCACUGUAGGUAGUUUCAAAUUUGAUUUUUCUAUCCUGGUUGGGUACCAAGAUAAAGGUUUUUAGCAUAAGUAUAAAUUGCAUAAAGAUACAUUUAUUUAAGAAUAAUGUAAACGUAAGAACAGUUGUAUUACAUUUGUCAAAGAGUUGCAUUUGACAUUUACAAGUUCGUAAAACUAUAGUUACCUCCCUUUUGCUAGUCAUGGUUGUGCAAACCAUGAUAGGUAGGAAGCAAAUAAAUUCCAAAGCUAUACAUUUUUUCAGACUUUGCUCAAAUUGUUGGAAUAGAAUGUAAAACAAAAAAUUAUUUAUACAAAUGUAUAAUCAAAGGAAAUAUUCAGCUUUUAAAUACUUUCAUGUUAAAGGGGAUGAUAACAAAAAUUUGAUACAAGACAAGAAGACACAUUUCUAAUCGGGAUCU